Messenger RNA from Sphaeroforma arctica JP610, 354 nucleotides. RefSeq lists its product as hypothetical. The annotation marks the transcript as partial. Lineage: Eukaryota; Ichthyosporea; Ichthyophonida. The transcript is spliced from 2 exons. The record is from RefSeq and is a predicted model, not a curated record.
CCUGGAUUUUGGUGUAAUCGAAUGAUCCCCAAACUGCUGACACGGUCUGAUCUGUCGCAUUGGGUGCCAUCCAUACGUCGAGAACUGUGUGCUCCGUUCUUCGCCUUCCCAUUCAGUAUUGUCAUGGUAACGGAUUAUGCCAUGUACCUCCUAACACCCAGACAGUUCACAGAUGCCGUGUGUUGCUGCCUGGGUGUGCUAUGGACUGCACGUGCUCUACUGCAUGAGAGUGGGCUGAGCUGGCUGGUGUUUGUCAUCGCGUCUUCUGAGUCUGUGUUGACCAUCCUGUUCCUGCAUCGAUUGCAAGCAAGGAUCGAUCAAGUGGUAUGUUGGAUAAUCCCGCCUGUGGUGUGA